Cinara cedri is the source of this 10982-nucleotide messenger RNA. NCBI's taxonomy places the organism in Eukaryota, Metazoa, Arthropoda, Insecta, Hemiptera, Aphididae. The record is from the annotation of a GenBank genome assembly.
UUUGUCCCAAAAUUAAUUUUCUAAGAAUAAUCCCACAUAAAAUAAAUUAUUAAUAAUUUUCCUUUUUCAUGCUUUUCAUUUGGCAAACAACAAAUAGUCUGUGAGUAUUUUAUCAUUAUAAUAUUUUUUGACACAAUAUAAUAUAUUUUAUUUUACUAAUAAAAAGGCUUCAAAAAAAAAGAAAAAAGGUGAUUUUAUUCCUUACCGUGACUCUGUAUUAACUUGGCUCUUGAGAGAAAAUCUUGGUGGAAAUUCAAAAACCGCCAUGAUAGCCGCUAUUAGCCCUGCUGAUAUAAACUAUGAUGAAACAUUAUCUACAUUAAGGUUUAUAUACUAUAAAUAUUAUAUAACUAUUUCAAAUAAUUUAUACUAAUCAAAUGAUUACUUGAUGAAUGGUUCUAUAUUAUUUUAUAGAUAUGCUGAUCGAGCUAAACAAAUAGUAUGUAAAGCUAUUGUUAAUGAAGACGCAAAUGCCAAACUCAUUCGUGAACUCAAAGAAGAAAUACAAAGACUGCGAGACUUAUUAAAAGCUGAAGGAAUUGAAGUACAAGAAGGUAAAUAUUACAUUACUAUGAGCAUCUAAUUAGGAUUUUAAAUCCAAUCAGUUUGGUGACAAUGGUUUUUAUUUUUAUGAAUAUCAGGCGGUAAAAUGGUUUAUGGGAAACUUAAAGAAAAUCGUAAGUAGGGGUCACCUUUCAUGCUUUCAGAGUCCUGUCCCCAUAAAGCUCGCUUGGCUUUAAAAUUUAAUAAUAAUAACUGCGCUUAUCCAUCAUUAUCUGCAUAAUUUGUCAUAAUAAACAAAAUAUAUAUAUAUAUAUAUAUAUAUAACUAUUGUGAUUAUAAACUUAUUUUUAGGAGAUGAUGGAGUCAAAAUGCUUAAAGAUGGUGAUGAAAAACCAAAUGUUCCUUCAUCUAUGAUUGCUGAAGAAGCUGUUGAUCAACUUCAAGCUAGUGAAAAAUUAAUUGCGGGUAAAAAAAAAUAUUGUUUAAGAGGUUGUAAUAGUAAUUUCAUCUCAGUGGUAAAUGGUUACCAAUAAAAUAUUAUGCCCAUGUACUUCUAAUUAAAUUUCUGAUCUUGAUAACACAUUUUGUUCACCAUAAUUAACUUGGAAAUUAGUAACCAAUAUUAUAAACAACUCUAUUGAUUUCUAGAUAUUAUUAAUAUUCUAAAUUAAACAUGUUAAUUUAUUUUCAAUGUAUUAAAAAGUAAUAAAAAAACUUACUUUUUUAUAUUUAUAUAAUCUCUAACCUCCUCCCCCUUGCCUAUGCCACUAAUAAGUAAAUCUUUUAAACUAAUACUAAUAAUUACUAAUUUACAUAAAACAAAUAUAUCCGAUGCGUUUCAUUCAUUUAAUGAAUUGAUCUGAAAAAGUUUUUAGUUUUUUACCUAACCCCUUUGUUUCAUCUAAUUCUAAAAUACCUAGUAAUUGUAUACAAUUAAUUCAACUAGAAAAUGUUCAAUUUUUUAUUAACUAGUUUUCUGGUUGGAAUAUAACCACUGUUCAAACUUCUUUCAUUUUUUAAAUAAAUAUUAUACCAGUAUAUUAUAUUUAUGAUUUUCCUUAGUAAAAACUCAGGUAUAUAAUUAUAUUCAAUGACUAUAUUUUUAUAAAAUGAUAAAUGAGUGCCAAAUAAUAUUGUUAUAUUAUAAUUUGUAUAAUUUUAAUAUGUUUCCGUUAAUUUGUAAAAAAUCAAUUAUCUUUAUCAAAAUUACACGUAUACAUUACAUUAUAUAUAUCAUUAAUUUUUUUUUUUUUGUACAACAUAUUUUCCAAAACAAUUGUUUUAUUUUUUUCAAAGAACUUAAUGAAACAUGGGAAGAAAAAUUGAAACGUACAGAAGAAAUACGAAUUCAAAGAGAAGCUGUAUUUGCCGAAAUGGGAGUAGCAGUUAAAGAAGAUGGUGAUACAGUGGGCGUUUUUUCACCGCAAAAAGUAUAUAUUCUUAAAAUUAUUUUAAACAAUAUAUUAAUAUGCUAUGUUUUUGAAGACUCCACAUUUGGUCAACCUUAAUGAAGAUCCAUUUAUGUCUGAAUGCUUGAUUUAUUACAUCAAAGAAGGUGUAACACGCGUUGGGUCGGCUGAAUCUAAGGUUACUCAAGAUAUACGACUGUGUGGCUCAUAUAUACAGCGGGAACAUUGUCGGUUUGAAAAUUGUAAUGGUAUCGUUACUUUACUACCUAUAAAAGAUGCUUUAUGUUAUGUAAAUGGCCGAGAACUUACUGAACCUAUAGUACUGAAAACGGGUUCAAGAGUAAUUCUAGGAAAAAAUCAUGUUUUCCGAUUUAACCACCCUGAACAAGGUAAACCUAGUAAUAUUUCAUUUAUGUAAUAAAAUUAUUAUUAAAUUCAUUAUAAUUAUUUAGUAAGAGAACGAAGAGAACAUAAAAACAAAACAGAAGGAGCAGUGGAAAACAUUAAAGAAAGUAAUAAUAAUAAUAUUUAUUUUUAAAUGAUCAUGAAUUAUUAUACAAACAAUAUACUUUUAGUCACAUCUAAGUCAGAAAAGUGCUCUCCUGCUGAAACUCCAGUUAGUAAUGAGUAUGUUGAUUGGAACUUUGCACAAAUUGAGUUAUUAGAAAAACAAGGAAUAGAUCUAAAACAAGAUAUGCAACUAAAGCUAAAUGCUCUUGAAGAACAAUUUCGAAAAGAUAAAGAAACAGCAGACCAAAUAUUUGAAGAACAGCGCAAAGUAUAAAACAAAUAUUAUAGAAUGUUUCCAAUAAUAUUUAUUUAAUAUUUAUUUUAGAACUAUGAGGCAAGAAUAGAUGCUCUUCAGAAACAAGUAGAAGAACAGAGCAUGACUAUGUCAAUGUAUAGUUCUUACACUCAAGAUGAUUUAAUAACUGAAGAAGAUAUUUUUGGUACCCCAACUAUUUAUUAUUAAUAAUUAUUAUAAUAUAAUAUCUUUAUUUUUUUAUUAAAAUCAAGAAAUUUUAGUUAAUCCACUGUUCGAUGCAGAACCAAAUUGGACCGAUAAAGAAUAUCAACUAGUUUUCACAACUUGUCGUAAAUGGAAGUAUCACCAAUUUACAUCACUCCGGGAUGAUCUAUGGGGAAACGCUGUAUUUUUAAAAGAGGCUAAUGCUAUAUCAGUAGAACUCAAAAAAAAAGUAUAAUAUUCUUAUAAUUAUUAUAAUGUAUGCGACUUUAUUCUAUUGAAUAAUUAUUUUAGGUUCAAUUCCAAUUCACUUUACUAACAGAUACUUUGUACUCUCCUUUACCAGUGGAGUUUUUAACUGAAGAUGAUUAUGCUGAUAGGCCUUUUCCUCGUACAUAUGUUGCCAUUGAAGUACUUGAUACUAAGAAUGGAGCUACACAUUAUUGGACAUUAGAUAAGUUGAAGUAAGUAUUUAUGAGUUAUCCAAUUUCAUUAGGUAAUUAGGAAGGGUGAUUCUAACGCUUGUCUUUGUGUUAGAACAAGGUUGGAUCUAAUGCGCCAAAUAUAUAAUGGGGAUAUUGAAAGCCCCCAGAAUUCGCCUUGCAAGGUUAAGGAUGAUUUUUUUCAAUGUCUGACUGCCUGCACCCCUCACAAGUCUUUCUCGUAUUUAUUACCCUCAAGGUUAGUGUUCCCAAUGUAAGUCCUAAACAUAAUGUUUGAGUGGUUCGUCAGGCAUAUUUAUUUCGAAAAUAUAUUAGGUGUUUGUCCCAUUAUAAUUUGUACAUUUCUCUAAAAUUUUGCCAACACUUAUUUGUUUGAACCAUAGUCAACAUGAUAUUAUUUUAUUCUUUGUAAAUUUACAGACAAAGAUUAGAACUCAUGCGAGAAAUGUAUCAAAAUGAAGCAGAAUUAUCACCGACAUCACCAGAUUUUAAUAUAGACGCUAUUACAGGAGGGGAUCCUUUUUACGACAGGUUUCCAUGGUUCAGGCUUAUUGGCAGAGCAUUCAUCUAUUUAAGCAAUCUUAUGUAUCCUGUACCUUUGAUUCACAAAGUAUCUAUAGUUAAUGAAAAAGGUGAUGUCAAGGGUUAUCUACGUGUUGCCAUACAAGCAGUUUUAGGUAAUAAAAUAUUAUUUGUUUUAUAAUUUACUAAAUUAAUCAUAAUUAUAAGAACAAAAAUAAUAAUAAUAAUAUUUUUGUAUAGAAGAUGAAACUUCUGAUAAUUAUGGUACAGUAAAACAGUUUGCAAAAAUUUCUUUUAAUGACAAAGAUCUAUUGGGUCGUUUUGCUGGAAAGAAACAUACUAAUGUUGCUGAAAGAAUUAUUACAGGAAAAAGUAGCAAUAAAACCGAUGGUACAGAUUUAAUGUGUUUUUAUUAUUAUAUAAUUUAGAUAUUUACUAUAUUUUAUUAUUUUAGAAACUGAAACUGAUGAUGGAGACAGCGGUCGUGGGGAUAGUUCUGUAACAUCUGAUAUUAAAGAUGAAGAAGUUCCAAGUCAUCUAUUAAUUAGCAAAGACUUCACAUUUAGAGUUACCUUAUUACAAGCUGUUGGUGUUCCCAAUGAAUAUGUUGAUAUUUUUUGUCAAUUCAAGUAAUUGAAAUAUUUGAUUUAUUAAAAAUGUAUUAUUAAUACAUUUUUAUUUUCAGUUUCUUACAUAGACAUGAUGAUGCAUUUUCUACUGAACCGGUAAAGAAUUGUGGUAAAGGCACACCGGUGGGAUUUUAUCAUGUACAAAAUGUUAGUAUCUUCUAUCUUCAACUCAUAGUACUUUAUUUUCCUAAAAUCUGUAUUUAUUUCAAUAGAUUACUGUUCCUGUUACAAAUUCAUUUAUUGAGUAUAUAAAGACACAACCAAUUGUAUUUGAAGUAUUUGGUCAUUAUCAAAAACAUCCACUUCACAAUGAUGCUAAACAAGAUAGUACUUUGUAUGUUAAAUUGAAUAUUUAUUUAUAAAUAUGAACUUAUUGAAUUAUAUUGAAUAUAUAUUAUGUUUAUUUAUAUUAGUGUUCGACAACCUCCAAGACGAAUGUUACCUCCAUCAAUACCAAUAAGUUUACCAGUACGUUCUCCUAAGUUUGGAGUUUUGCCUUCCUUGUGCACAUCACAUAUACAUGCUAAAUAUGAUUUAUUAAUUUGGUUUGAAAUAUGUGAACUUGGUAAGCUAACAAAUUGUUUACACUUUAGCUGUUUUGUUUUAACACAAUCUUUUUAUCAGGCCCCGAUGGUGAUUAUGUACCAUGUGUGGUUGAUCAUAGUGAAGAUUUACCAUGUCGUGGACUUUUUAUGCUUCAUCAAGGCUUACAACGUCGCAUACGUGUUACAAUAGUACAUGAAACAGCUCCAGAAUUACGUUGGAAAGAAAUACGAGAACUAGUUGUUGGUCGUAUUCGUAAUAUACCACAAUCAGAAGAUGAUGAUACGGAUAAUUCAGUUCUUUCAUUGGGCCUAUUUCCCGGUGAAUACCUUGAAAUACCUGGUGAAGAUCGUUGUAUGUUCCGUUUUGAAGCUGCAUGGGAUAGCUCAUUGCAUAAUUCUGUGCUUCUUAAUAGAAUAUCUACUGGAGGAGAACAUAUAUUCAUGACAAUAUCUGCUUAUUUAGAGGUAAGACUUAAUUUUUAAAUGUAAAACAUCUUUAAUAAAAAAAUAUACAUUUAUAAAUUAAUAGUUGGAGAAUUGUGGAUGUCCAGCUAUAAUUACAAAGGACUUGAGUAUGGUAAUAUAUGGUAGAGAUGCCAGAACAGGACCAAGAUCCUUGAAACAUCUAUUCAGUGGCAAUUACAAAAACAGUGAAGCAAACAGAUUGUCCGGCAUUUAUGAACUUGUGCUGAAAAGAGCUUCAGAAGCAGGUAGUCCAGGUAGUUUUCAUGACAAAGAGAUGCAGUAGAAAACACAAGAGUUGUUGGCUUGUAGAUGUAGUUAAUGCUUCAACAAUUGUAAUCAUUAAUUAAUAAUUUUAAUUAUUUAUUGAUAUUUUGUAAAGGUGUUCAAAGGCGACAAAGACGUGUGUUGGAUACAAGCUCCACAUAUGUUCGUGGUGAAGAAAAUCUAGAAGGUUGGAAACCACGCGGUGAUAGUUUAAUAUUUGAUCACCAAUGGGAAUUGGAAAAACUUACUAGACUUGAAGAAGUUGGUCGUACAAGACACAUGAUUCUUCUUAGAGAACGACUAGGACUUGAUAAAGUACCAAUUACCAAAUCUGAAAAGGUUUUUAAUUCAUAAUUUACUAUGCCAUUCUAUAUUAAAUAUAAAUAUUAAUUACCUUAGGAGGUAUGCAACAUAAUUGCUAAAGCUUCAAGUUCCACUAAAGAUAUUAUGAGACCUCCUAGUCCCGUAGUAAUACGCAAUGUUGAUCCUAGUGUAUAUGAACCUUGGCAAAUGAAUGAAAGAGAAAGAUACUUGGCUUCCAAAUGCAUCAAGCUUAUUCAAGGAAGAAUACCAUCUAAAGUAUAUAUAUUGUUAAAAAAUGAUUAAAUAUUAUGGAAAACAAAAUAUAUAUUCUGUUUAUAGGAAAAUCUAAUACUGCCAACUUACACUGAUGCACUCACUCCAACUGAUGAUAAAACUGAAUCAAAUAUCAGUAAUUCAUCUAGCUGCAUUACUAUUUCAAAUCAUGAGUAUGAUUAAAACUAAAUUUUAAAAUCUUUAUUUAUAAUUACUGUAAUACAAAUAUUUGUUUUGUAGAUUAUUUUCGCCAGACCGUGGUUUUCAGCGAAAUUCUAAUAUAAAUGACUCCAUGUUCAUUGAUUCUCUAAUUUCUCAAAUAUCAUCUACUGAACCACAACUUGUGCUUUAUGUACCGGAAGUUGAAGAGAUAAGAAUUAGCCCUGUUGUUUCCAGAAAAGGUUAUCUGAACAUACUAGAACAUAAAACUAAUGGGUGGAAGAAACGAUGGGUGGUGAAUAUUUUAUCAUAAUUUAUUAUUUAAUUAUACAAACAAAUAUAUGACGAUAAGAAAACAUAGUAUAUUUUAUCUAGUACUAUUAUUGUUGUUAUUACUUACAUUGUAAAUUCAUUUUCAGACGGUAAGGCGUCCCUAUGUAUUUAUAUUCAGAGAUGAAAAAGAUCCAGUUGAAAGAGCUCUGAUAAAUCUUACUACAGCACAAGUUGAAUAUUCUGAAGAUCAAUUAGCUAUGGUCAAAGUACCAAAUUCAUUCAGGUAAUUAUUUUAGAAAAAUAGACCCAAUGAAUCUUGACCAUUAUUUUAUAAACGAAGUAGGUGCAUCUCUUUGUAGAUAUUGUUUGGGAGGCAUAACCAAUUUUAUAAUUAUUAUAAUUAUUAUCAUCGUUGAAAAAAAAUAGUCAUUUUAGGCUGGGAUUUCGAUGAACUUUGUAUUUUUUUCUAAAGCUUGCUGUGUGAAGCUUGUAUUUUAACAAAUUCAUUUCAUCUACUUUUGAACGAGAAUAAGAUAGUUUACUUUGCAUGUUUUGACAAAUAUUGGUGUUUAUGUCAUUUUCUUAAUUUUUUAGAGCAUUUUAGGGUUUUAAGGGUAUUUGUGAAGUUUAUCUAAAAGAUUGGGAGCUACUGAUCUAGAAUAUUGUUAUAACUUAUUAGUAAUAAGGUAUCAAUUUUAAAAUAUUACUAACAAUUUAAGUUUCUAACCACCAAAUGUAAUUAUUCAUACGUAAUACAUGAUUUAAAUAUACAAUAUUGAAUACUAAUCAAGAAGUAUCUACAUACUUCAUAAUUUUGGAGAUACAAAUUAAUAAUUAUUAUAAUUUAUUGACAAUGUUUUAAAUUGUCUGCUUAUUCAAUAUCAAUAUCUUAGGUUAUUGACUAUAAAAAACUUAAAAUAUAAAUAACAUAGACAAAAUAAUAUGCUUAUUUUACUUUACUUGCAGUGUUGUCACUAAACAUAGAGGUUACUUAAUGCAAACACUAUUAGACAAAGAGGUAUAUGAAUGGUUGUAUGCCAUAAAUCCUCUCUUAGCCGGUCAAAUUCGGUAUGUUAUUAAUAUGUGAUUCUGUAAAUCUUAAACACAAUAUUUUAAUAUUCACUUAAAAUAUGUUUAGAUCAAAAACAUCACGGCAAAUAAUGCCAAAUGGACAAAAUCAAAAACCAGCAUUUGUGUCUAAUCCAAUUGACACACACCAAUAAAUAUCAAAAAUUAAUACCUACAUAUUUAUUAUUUAAAUAUUAAUUAUUAUAUAUGUAUAUUUGUUUGUGAACGUCCUAAAAUGUUAAUUUUUGUCACAUUAAAUUACCAGCACUGUUUUGCGGUACAAUUUUAGUAAUGUGCCAUUGAAAUGUUGUGCUUUAUUUUUUUAUGCUGCCAAACACGUUCAAUUGCUUUUAAAAAAAAUAUUUGAAAUGUUUAAAUUUUAAUACAACGGUUGUGAAAUAGUCGAAUCAAUAUUUUAAAAUUAUUGAUCUUUCUUAUUAUCUCUGAAUUGUUAAAUCGAUCAAACUAUUUCUUAAAAGCAUAUUUGAUCAAGUAUUUUUUUUUCUCUGUUUAUCAUUGUGAUAUUUGCUGUAACAUAUUAAGUUUUGUUUGUAAUUAAAUGCAAAAUAAGAUUUAUUAAUCCUUUGCUCUAGUCAAAUAUAUAUAUUAUAUUAUUAUAUGCAUACUAUUAAAUUAUUUAUGAAAUAAAGUUUAAAAAAAAAAAAAACAAAUGUAUUAGUUUUAUUGUUCUAUAAAAGUUAGUAUUUAUGCAAUAAAUAGCAUUCUUAUAAAUAAGUACACAUUUUAGAAUAUUGUACAGCUCAUUAAUAACUGUAGUACUAAAAAAAGUAUUACAAAUAUUCAUGCUAUUAUAAUAUUGUUAGUUUAAUUAAUAAAAACAUAUUAAUUAUUAAUAUAAUUUUUGAUCGAAUUAUUGUCUAUAUUAUUUUACCUAUUAUAUAAAGAACAAAUAAUUAUAAAUAAGAAAACAAUUUUAAUUACCAUAAAAAAUUUGCAUUAUUACCCUUGAAAUUAAACAUAACAAAUGUUAAUAUAAACACUAUUUGUAAAUGCUUACAAUUACUAAUAUCACAUGGCGUACAUACAAUUCAAUUCCUAUAUUAUACAUAGGUAGAGUAGUAAGAGGUAAUCAAAACCAAAGUUUUAAAUCAUUUAAAAAUAAAUAACAGUAUUGUGAGUCUUAUAAAAUUCAAAUAUAAGGCCAAUACAAGGCUAACAUUUUUGAAAAUUAUAUGUAAAUUAAUUACACAGCAUAACAAUUGAAGUACAAAUUAAUAUAAUACAUAUUGUAAGUAAAAAAUUACAAAUACUAUUUAAAAUACUAAAAUUAUUAAUAAAUUGAAAUAAGCCAUUAUCAUAUUAUGUAAUAUUAAAUAUUUAUUAUUAACUAGAUAAUAGAUUGAAAUACACUAUUUAACAAUAUUAAUAUUUUAUUUGAAUGGAGUAUAAUUUUGUUUUAAUACUGCUAUACCAAUAGAAAACCCGAAAAUCAUUUUGAUAUUUUUUUCUGAAUUAUACAAUAUAUUUUUUUUUUUUAUAUAGAAAAUAAUAUCAUAUUGAAUCAAAUCAAGUUACAAUCCUCAACAAUUUAAUAUCCAAUAUAAUUAUUAUAUUAGAUUUUUGAAGAGUUCCAGUUUAUUAUUAUAUUUAAGGUGAUUAUUACGUUAAUAAAUUCUUAUGUUAAUUAGGAAAGUAAUGUCACAUAACCUAUGGUACAAUCCUAUAUAUUUUAAGUAAAUACAAAGAUAAAAUAUGUUAAAUUCAAUUAUUAAAUACUCGCUCUUUUUGAUAGAUUUAUAUAAAAUUCUAUUUGAUUUAAUAGAACAACUAUAGUAAUUUUACCUCUGUAUAAGUUUCACUUAAAUAAGCUUGUUAUGUGUAUAUCCAUAUCUAUACACAUCUUAUGCAGAUGGUAUAAGUAAAGUAACUAAAUUAUUCAAAAUUUGUUAAUAAUUAUAAAUUAAUUAUUGUACAUAAGUAGAGGGGGAAAAAAAUUACAAAGUAACCUAAAUUAUGUACAUAAUGUUUUAAUUAUUUCACAGUUCAAAUAACAUUUAUUCAAUUAAUUAUUAUGGUAGAAACUUUUUUUGAUCAACACUUAUUAUUUUUAUAUCAUACAGUAUGUAUAUAAUUAUUUUUAAACAAAUAAAAAUCUCAAUAAUAAUAAUUAUAGUUUAUACUAUAAAAAUAUAAAUUAAUUAAUGUAUGGCUUGUGUAUUUGAUUCUACAUUAACAAAUUUGAAUGAUGUAUAAUCAUUUUAUUAAAAUAUUCACAGCACUUAGUCUAGAUAAACUGUAUAAAUUCUAAUCUAAUAUUAACAUACAAGGGAUUAUCAAAGAAUAAGGUUCCUUACUCAAUAUAGUUCAUAGUCUCAUUUCAUAAACUGCUUUAUCGUAUUCUGUUUUGAGUUACAUGUGUUCAUUGUGAACAAGAUUUUAGAAGCUAUUACUGGUUAUAAGGUAUACGCAAUUAGGUUCUUAUUUAGUUUUUAAACUACAAAGAAAUCACCCGUAGUGAUAAAUAGUUAAAGUUAAUGGACCAGUUAUAAAUUUUCAACACUUGAGCAAGUAGUGUUGUAAAUUUUAUGUUGGCUAAACAUGUAUAGAUGGUGAGAAAUGGAAUGGCAGACCAUCUAUCAUUACAGGUGCGUGGUCACUAAAAUCAAUGAAAAAUUGUGUUUUGAUCAGUAUAAAACCAUUUCUGAUCUUAAACUGUUCCCCAGUGUGUCUUGCACUUUAUAGUUAGCAACUGAUUUAAUUUCAUAAAACUGUGUAUGAGACAAGCAAAACCAAAUUUAAGAGACGAGGCGUUGAAAAACUUCAUUUAUAACUGACUACGAGAUCAAGUUUCUACGAGGAAAUUAUUAUUAAAGUAAUCUCUAGAUAUGAUAAAUUUCUUAAUAUAAAAAUGACUAUGUUAUAAAUAAAUGUAUUUUGAAUUCAAUGCCACUGUCUGUUUUUUCUGGCUCUUUUAGUUUUUGAUAUAAAAAAGUAGGAUACCUGGAUAAUAAUUAAGUAUUGAAAUGUGAAGGCUUAUCAAUAACUACAACUCCAGCAUAACUUCGUCCAAUAUUCAUUGAGGCUAAUAACAUGGACCAAGUAUUGGUGUUGGGAUUGUAAACUUCUACAGAAGCUAAAUUACAAGCUCCAUCAUCGCCGCCCACAACAUACAAUAAACCAUCUAAUGCUACUACUCC